AUGGUGCAGGAACUUGGUGACGUCAAAGCAGUGACAUGGGCACCGCCAUCUGAUUCUUCCACUGUUGCCAGUGGCGACGAUCUUGCCUUGAAGAAACAACACAGCAAGCAUCACGGCGACCGAGUCAAGUCAAAGCGCGCCAUUGGCGACUACAAUCUCACCUUGACGUUAGGUUCGGGAGGAAUGGGUAAAGUCAAGCUGGCGGUGCACCAAAACGAUUCGCAUAAAAAGCUUGCCGUCAAAAUCAUCCGCCGCCGUGGAUCAAAGGACGACGAUGAGUUCCGUGAAGAACGCACAUUACGAGAAGCGAAUAUCCUGUCUCUACUCCACCAUCCGUACAUUGUCAACCUGAAAGCACCCAUCAUCGUGGAUGACCACUACUACUACCUUAUGAUGGAGUAUGUGAGUGGCGGCCAGCUAUUAGACUACAUUAUUUCGCAUGGGAAGCUUAAGGAGAAGCAUGCGAGACGAUUCGCACGACAAAUUAUGAGUGCAUUAGACUAUUGUCACCGCAAUUCCAUUGUUCAUCGAGAUCUGAAAAUCGAGAACAUUUUGAUCUCGCGUACCGGCCACGUCAAAAUAAUUGAUUUCGGCCUGUCCAAUUUGUUCUCGCCCGACACACCCCUUUCAACCUUUUGCGGCUCGCUUUACUUUGCUGCCCCUGAACUGCUCAACGGCAAGUCCUACAAUGGGCCUGCAGCUGACGUCUGGAGCUUCGGCAUCGUGCUAUACGUUCUUGUAUGCGGCAAGGUCCCCUUUGACGACCAGACCACACAAACUCUGCAUGAAAAGAUCAAAAAGGGCGCCAUAGAAUAUCCUCCGCACCUGACGUUAGAAUGCAAAAGCCUGCUAAACAAAGUCUUGGUCACGAACCCUGGUCACCGAUCCACGGUAUCAGAGAUCAUGGUUCAUCCAUGGAUGCUGCGCGGAUACGACGGGCCUGUUGACAACCAUCUGCCGCCCAGACAGCCAUUGACCCUGCCUAUCGACAUGGCCAUUGUGCGUCGCAUGACAGUGUUUACCAAAUUCGGCACCGAGGAAGAAAUUAAGGAGCAGUUGGAGAAAAUAAUCACAUCCGAACAGUUCCAAGAGGCAACCCGGUUACGCAACCAGCGCUCUGCAUCGCACAGUCGCAAUGGCAGCACGAGCAGCACCGGCUCUGGCUUCUUCUCAUUGCUGGGCAACAGUAGCAGCAAUAGUAACCAUGUUUCGUCUUAUCCAGUCGCCAAAGACGAUCCACAAUCCAUUCCAGAUGCCUACCACCCCUUGGUUUCGGUGUACCACCUUGUCAAGGAACGCAUGGAGCGAGAAGAUGGUGCCGACAAUGUUGUUGUAGAAAAUGAUUUCAACAACACAAGGCGACCCUCUUACUGUGCUUUACCCCCUGGCGAUGCUGCUGUUGCUGCUGCUGCUGCUGCAGCUCAUGCGACCAAAUUCGAAGAAUCGGGUCCUCGCAAACAUCAUCAUCAAAAGAGCGCCAGUUUGGCCAGUGCCACCCUUUUGCCUCCAGCACCGCCACCUGCAUUAAAACCAGCAGCACAAAAGCGUAAUGGACGUGGGCAUAAAAAGGCCAAAUCGUACGCUCCAAUUAUUUCUCCGGCGGAUAACGAACCCAAACCUUCGACAUCAAGCGAAAUCCAUCAGCACGUUAUUUCUCGGAAGUUGAGCACUUUAUUUUCGCGCACCAACCACGCUAAUGGCAGCAGUGGAGAGACGAGUACCACCAUCAACAACAACAGCAAUAACAGUAGCAACAGUAAUAGCACCACAACAAACGAAGUGAAUGCAGACGAACACGUCCGACCAGUGUUCCUCAAGGGUCUAUUUUCCAUGACUACCACCUCCACAAAGUCGCCAGCUGUCAUCCGCAAUGAUCUUACCCACGUGCUCAAGGAUAUGAGCAUCGACUGGUGCGAAACCCAAGGCCGGUUUGAAUGCACGGAGCAACAACAGUCAGUUUGCUUUGAGAUACACAUUGUCAAGGUCCCCUGGCUUCUUGGCAUGCAUGGGCUGCAGUUUCGACGAAUCAGUGGCAACUCAUGGGAAUACAAAAAUAUUUGUAGUAGCAUUUUGACUGCUUUGAAGUUAUAA
Zychaea mexicana is the source of this 2091-nucleotide messenger RNA. RefSeq names its product kinase-like domain-containing protein. The record is from RefSeq and is a predicted model, not a curated record. Gene Ontology annotation, molecular function: ATP binding; protein serine/threonine kinase activity; tau-protein kinase activity. Gene Ontology annotation, biological process: intracellular signal transduction; microtubule cytoskeleton organization; protein phosphorylation. The transcript has 5 exons. Gene Ontology annotation, cellular component: cytoplasm. NCBI's taxonomy places the organism in Eukaryota, Fungi, Mucoromycota, Mucoromycetes, Mucorales, Lichtheimiaceae. Bases 1 to 2091 code for a protein of 696 amino acids.